Molecule: messenger RNA, 1617 nt
Organism: Hymenoscyphus albidus
Lineage: Eukaryota; Fungi; Ascomycota; Leotiomycetes; Helotiales; Helotiaceae
Source: the annotation of a GenBank genome assembly
AUGCUCUCCUCUGGUAGAAUCGCGGCCCGACAGACGGCGAUCCGUGGUUCAGCUACACGAAAUGUUGCUGCCAUGAGAUGUGCAUCAACAUGGGCCAAUGUGCCUCAAGGUCCUCCAGUACGUCAAUCAUAUUUACCCAAGAUCCGCAGCUCAGCUAACAAUUGAACAGGAUGUGAGUACUCAAAAAGGAUUAAUGUCUCGACGCCACUUUGCUAAUCGUAUUUGCUUUUGUCAAGGCCAUUCUUGGUAUGUUUUGCUUAGAGGCGAAGAUUCCAAAUUGCAUGUGGUUACCCUAACUAACUGUUGUUCCAGGUAUCACCGAAGCUUUCAAAGCCGAUAGCUUCAAGGAGAAGAUCAACUUGGGCAUGUCGAACAUCUGCGAGCCGAAUUGAUGCAUUUCUAACUCCAUUACAGGUGUGGGCGCAUACCGAGACGACCAAGGAAAGCCAUACGUCCUCCCCUCCGUCAGAACCGCCGAAAACACCGUCGUCGCUCAGGAAUUGAACAAGGAGUAUGCGGGAAUCACUGGUGUACCUGAAUUCACCAAGGCCGCUGCUGUUCUUGCAUAUGGAGAGGGUUCAAGUGCUCUCGAUCGUCUAGUCAUCACACAAUCCAUCUCUGGAACCGGUGCUCUGCGAAUUGGUGGUGCUUUCCUCCAGCGAUUCUUCCCUGGCGCAAAGAAGAUUUAUAUUCCAACCCCAUCAUGGGCAAAUCACGCUGCCGUCUUCAAGGAUUCAGGAUUGGAGGUGGAAAAGUACAGAUACUACAACAAGGACACAAUUGGUCUGGAUUUCGAGGGAAUGAUUGCCGAUAUCAAGGCCGCUCCAAAGGGAAGCGCAUUCUUGCUACAUGCAUGCGCGCACAACCCAACUGGCGUUGAUCCAACCGUCGAGCAAUGGAAGGAGAUUAGCAAUGUCGUCAAGGCUGGUGGUCACUAUGCUUUCUUCGAUAUGGCAUAUCAAGGAUUCGCAUCGGGAGACACCAACAAAGAUGCUUUCCCAGUACGACACUUUGUGGAGCAAGGACACAACCCAUGCUUGGCCCAAUCUUUUGCUAAAAACAUGGUAUGUGGAAGUACUUUUUAUUUUUCAGUUUUAUCACUAACAACAAUCAGGGUCUCUAUGGUGAGCGUGUCGGUGCAUUCUCCGUCGUCUGCGCGGAUGCCGAUGAGAAGAAGCGUGUCGACUCUCAAAUCAAGAUUCUCGUCCGUCCCUUGUACUCCAACCCGCCCGUUCACGGUGCCCGUGUCGCAUCAACCAUUUUGAAUGACCCCGCUUUGAACAAGCAAUGGCUGGGCGAGGUCAAGGGUAUGGCUGAUCGAAUUAUCACCAUGCGCGCUCUCUUGAAGAAAGAGCUCGAGAGCUUAGGUUCAAAGCAUGACUGGAGCCACAUCACCAGCCAAAUUGGCAUGUUCGCCUACACUGGUUUGACUCCAGAACAGAUGGAUAAAUUGGCCAAAGAGGUAGGUUCUAAAUCACAUGAUACUUGUUCAUGAAUGUUCCUAACAAACCCCAGCACUCCGUCUACGCAACUAAGGAUGGUAGAAUUUCCGUGGCUGGCAUCACGUCCGGAAACGUCAAGAGACUCGCGGCUGCUAUCCAUGCUGUCAAGCCAUAG